Fusarium vanettenii 77-13-4 is the source of this 1035-nucleotide messenger RNA. RefSeq lists its product as uncharacterized. Gene Ontology annotation, molecular function: protein binding. The coding region runs from base 1 to 1035 and encodes 344 amino acids. The record is from RefSeq and is a predicted model, not a curated record. The transcript has a single exon. Lineage: Eukaryota; Fungi; Ascomycota; Sordariomycetes; Hypocreales; Nectriaceae.
AUGAAACCCCCGGCUACGGACUACGACUCGGAUGACGAGGUCUUGAUCGACAACACAGAAGCUCUCACUCUUCGUUCAAAAAAGACAGGUCGUCAGAAGAAGAAGCUAGAGCGCAAGACCAAGAAGAAAGCUGCCAAACCUCACCUGCUGUCUCUCUACCCAGAGCUCAUCAUCGAGAUCCUGACACAUUUGCGACCCUCGGACAUCAUCUCAUAUCAGCAGACUUGCCAUUCAGCAAAGGCAUUUAUCGAGCAACAUAACUCGUCUAUCGCGAGAUCCAUCAUCUCUUAUCGAUACUCUGUCCUUGCCAAGUGCUUUCCAAGACCCGUCUUUCUGGACACGGUUGACCGCAAAUAUCACGACGUCAUGUUAACUGAGCGCCGCCAGAAGCUUCUCACCAUUCACCGGAAGCCAUAUGCGCAUAUCGCAGACCACGAUGCGUCAGUCCUCUGCUCGUGUCUGACGUGUGUGCUGGCAUGGAAUAAUCUCUGUCUUAUUGCCGACCUUUCACACUGGAUAAACUCGGCAAUUGCGCACAGAAAACCUAUCCCGAUGAUCCCACGUGGCCAGAACGCAGAUUGGAAUGUUGAACUUGUCGAAAAGCACGCCAAUGUUGUCCGAAGGGCACUUAAGUCUCCAACUUGGUACGCUCUCCUCCUGCAGCGGCAUCUGCAGUCCACUAUCUUUGGGAUUCGACGGUACACGUCCAAGGAUGGAGAAGCGGGGUUCGGUCUCGACGAUGACGAUGUUGCAGCUGAGACAGACGACUUUUGUGCCCGAGAUGGGCCUCCGAGCUACGAGUUUCCGCUACAUCGCGAUAUAUAUUACUCACUGCAGACGUAUCUGCCAAAUCGGAUCUGGAGGAAGGAAGACGAUGAGUGGCGGUAUCAGCCAGCAGAUCAGCACUUUAAGGAUCUGGAGUGGAUGAUGUCACUGCCGAAUAAAUGGAUUGCACCUGUGGCGGAGACAAAGGCGGACGAGGAAGAGGUGAAGCAAGAGCAGCCAGUUAGUCAAGAAGUGAUCAACAUUGAAUAG